Molecule: messenger RNA, 1284 nt
Organism: Coprinopsis cinerea okayama7#130
Lineage: Eukaryota; Fungi; Basidiomycota; Agaricomycetes; Agaricales; Psathyrellaceae
Exons: 4
Coding region: 1-1284 (427 amino acids)
Source: RefSeq, a predicted model, not a curated record
AUGUUUUUCUAUCUCUCCUUCCUUCGUCCUCCUCCAACCCAAGCACCUUUAUCGUCUCCGAUCUUAAUAACGCCCCAAAUAUCCAACGACCUGCGCACAGAGCCUUUCUUAUCCGUUCAAGACCUGUACUACUCAUGGCUUCAGGAACCCGAACCACGCACGGCUAGAAAUGUCGCGCCAAAAGGACCAGUGUUCACCCAACCGACUAAAUUGACAACGUACAGACAAGCGACGGCGUAUAAAGAGAUCCCCGUUCCAUUACCCAAAAAUCUGCGCGAAGGACAGCAAUGGAGGCUUAUUCUUAUGGUGCAGAACCGGAUGGACAUCCUGAGCAUUGAUUUGGGGAAAGAGGACAUCGGUGCUGGGAUACCUUUUCCUGUUCUUUCGAUGCCUAUCUUGUUCACUGCGAGAGCUGGCAGAUGGGCACCGAAGCAGGAGCAGAUCGAGCGAUUGUACAGGUUCUCUGUAGCACGACCAGAGCUACCUUCUGUUCCAGAUGGUGGACAGCCAUCACCUAGCACGGCCGGUCCAUCUGUACAAAAUGUCGCUCUACGCAUUCGAGAGCAGACUUCUUUUGAUCUCGACAAAAAAAUCUGGGAUAGUGGGAUUGGAUUGAGUUCUUGGCUUGUCAAAUUGGCCGAGAGCUCCUCAACUGGAGGGUUCCAGCUUGGCCAAGAAGGGUCCGCCUUGAGGGAGAGGUUGAAGGAAAUCAUCUUGAAUACCUCUCGACAGAGGAUCCUGGAGCUAGGUAACGUCCUCCCAUCUACCCCUUUCCCGUACAACAUGAUAACGCGAUUCAAAGGUGCUGGCAUCGGCAUCGUGGCUCUAGUACUUUCUGUCUUGCGAGCCAACUUCCGAGCUACCGAGAGUGCAGAAGAAAGGGACGAGAUUCUCACCACCGAUCUGGAUUCGGCCAUCCCCCUCCUCGAACACAACAUCGCCACCAACCAACGAUUCUACCCCUCCGUAGAGUUGAAAGCGGGUGUUUUGAACUGGGAAGAAGACUAUAUCUCCCAAGUCAAAGAAAGCGGUCCCAAAUUCGACCUUGUCGUGAUGGCUGACGUGACAUACAACACCUCAUCAUUCCCGGCUCUCGUCCAGACACUCAAGAGUAUUUUGCAAGCCAACGAGGAAAAGAAACCUCUUAUCGUCCUGGGGUAUAAACAACGAGAUGAAUCGGAAAGAUCUCUGUGGGAGAUGGCAAAGGAGAUUGGGAUCGACUUUGUGCCAGUUGGCGAGGUGCCGGGAUAUGGCGAAGCGCCGAUCGAGAUUUGGAUCGCAUAA